Molecule: messenger RNA, 2355 nt
Organism: Aspergillus mulundensis
Lineage: Eukaryota; Fungi; Ascomycota; Eurotiomycetes; Eurotiales; Aspergillaceae
Gene: prp28
Product: mRNA splicing protein PRP28
Exons: 3
Coding region: 1-2355 (784 amino acids)
Biological process (GO): mRNA splicing, via spliceosome
Cellular component (GO): catalytic step 2 spliceosome
Molecular function (GO): RNA binding; ATP binding; RNA helicase activity
Source: RefSeq, a predicted model, not a curated record
AUGAAGGAGACCAUGGAAUUACCGUCGACCCUGCCUCCUCCACCCCCUCCUGAGGAUGGCGCCCCUCCACCUCCUCCAGCAGACUCCGCCGCUCCUCCGCCGCCGCCAGAUGUAUCCGCGCCUCCACCCCCGCCUGAAGACCUCCCACCACCUCCUCCCGAGCCGCAAGUGAAGAAGAAGAAGGUGGGAUGGGGAGCGAAACGCCCGGCGGCAACGCCGCUGAGUGUCGAGGAGUUGGUCCGGAAGAAGAGAGAGGCCGAUGCGGCUGCGGCCAAGCCAAAAUUCGUAUCUAAAGCGGAACGAGAACGAUUAGCUAUGGAGAAGCGCGCGAAAGAGGUCGAAGCACAGCGACGGAAGUCCAAUGGCACGCCUAACGGGGUAGAUGGGAUGGACUUGGAUACUCCGUCUUCUGGCUACGAUACACCGGACAGAGAUCCCCGGUCGAUUCCUACGGGCCCCCGCGCUAUGCGCAACGGUGACGGCCCGCCUCCUACAGGUCCUGCGUUUAUGCGGUCAAGGAACGAGGCGCCUACGAAGUCGAAUAAGAGAGGCGAUAAGCGGUUUAGUGAAGAGGACGAAGCUGCAGCGCAAGCAGCUCUCAUCAAACAGAAAUACAUGGGCGCCGACCAGACCUCGAAUUUCUCGGCGAAGAAAAAGCGCAAGCGCACGACGGACCGGAAAUUCAACUUUGAGUGGAAUGCGGAGGAGGAUACGAGUGGCGACUAUAACCCGCUGUAUCAGAACCGGCACGAGGCCAAUUUCUUCGGACGCGGGCGUCUGGCGGGUUUCGGCGACGACGUGGCGGAUUCCAUGGCGAAAAAGUAUGCCAGUGCCUUGGAGGACCGGGAUCGCGAAGCGGGAAGUAUUCGGGCGAGAGAGAUUCUGGAGAUGGAGCGGCGGCGCAGGGAGGAGAGUACGCGGAACCAGCUGGACAAGCACUGGAGCGAGAAGAAGCUGGAGCACAUGCGCGAGCGAGACUGGCGUAUCUUCAAGGAAGACUUCAACAUCGCGACCAAAGGUGGAAGUGUACCGAAUCCGAUGCGAUCGUGGGAUGAGUCCGGCUUGCCGAAGCGGCUUAUGGAGCUUAUUGAUCGGGUUGGAUACAAGGAGCCGACACCUAUCCAGCGGGCUGCUAUUCCAAUCGCCAUGCAAAACCGCGAUCUUAUCGGUGUUGCCGUGACAGGUUCCGGUAAGACCGCGGCGUUCCUGCUCCCGCUUCUAUGCUAUAUCGCCGAGCUGCCGCGGUUAGACGAGUUCGAGUGGCGCAAGAAUGACGGUCCAUAUGCGAUUGUCCUUGCGCCGACUCGUGAAUUGGCUCAGCAGAUUGAGAUUGAGGCCAAGAAGUUUACACAGCCGCUUGGAUUCAAUGUUGUCAGUAUUGUCGGUGGCCACUCGCUCGAGGAGCAAGCUUACAGUUUGCGAAACGGUGCUGAGAUUAUCAUCGCUACACCUGGUCGUCUUGUCGACUGUAUCGAGCGCCGUAUGUUGGUUCUCAGCCAGUGUUGCUACGUGAUUAUGGAUGAAGCCGAUCGCAUGAUCGACCUUGGGUUCGAAGAGCCCGUCAACAAGAUCCUCGACGCGCUUCCGGUCAGCAACGAAAAGCCCGACACAGAGGAAGCAGAAAACUCCUCUGCCAUGAGCCGACACCUCGGGGGAAAGGAUCGCUACCGCCAGACCAUGAUGUACACGGCCACCAUGCCUACCGCAGUAGAGCGUAUUGCACGUAAGUAUCUCCGGCGACCGGCAAUCGUGACAAUCGGAGGCGUCGGUGAAGCUGUCGACACCGUCGAGCAGCGCGUCGAAAUGAUCGCUGGCGAAGACAAGCGCAAGAAGCGCCUUGGCGAGAUCUUGUCGUCAGGCGAUUUCCGCCCGCCCAUCAUCGUGUUCGUCAACAUCAAGCGAAACUGUGAUGCCAUUGCGCGCGAAAUCAAACAAUGGGGCUUCUCGUCGGUUACGCUGCACGGAAGCAAAACACAGGAGCAGCGUGAGGCCGCGCUGGCUUCCGUUCGCAACGGCUCGACAGACGUCCUGGUGGCUACGGAUCUUGCUGGUCGUGGUAUCGAUGUGCCGGACGUCAGUCUCGUCAUCAACUUCAACAUGGCUACCUCAAUCGAGAGCUACACCCAUCGUAUCGGUCGUACUGGUCGUGCCGGAAAGAGUGGUGUGGCUAUCACGUUCCUGGGCAAUGAGGAUUCCGAUGUCAUGUACGACCUCAAGCAAAUGCUCAUCAAGUCCCCCAUCUCGCGGGUGCCGGAGGAACUGCGCAAGCACGAAGCCGCUCAGUCGAAACCCCAGCGCGGCGUGGGCAAGAAGAUCGAGGAGUCUUCUGGGUUCGGCGGCAAGGGCGGAUGGUGA